Molecule: messenger RNA, 723 nt
Organism: Pogoniulus pusillus (Red-fronted tinkerbird)
Lineage: Eukaryota; Metazoa; Chordata; Aves; Piciformes; Lybiidae
Gene: CDC20B
Product: cell division cycle 20B
Biological process (GO): positive regulation of anaphase-promoting complex-dependent catabolic process; anaphase-promoting complex-dependent catabolic process; positive regulation of ubiquitin protein ligase activity
Cellular component (GO): anaphase-promoting complex
Molecular function (GO): ubiquitin ligase activator activity; anaphase-promoting complex binding; protein binding
Source: RefSeq, a predicted model, not a curated record
AUGAAACCUUCCAUAGCACUGGAGCCAGAACUCAGACUUCAUAUUACUGGUUUGUUCAAUGACUACUAUCUAAACAUACUGGACUGGAACCUUGAAAAUCUCAUUGCUGUUGCUGUAGGAUCUGCUGCACAUAUUUGGAAUGGAGAAACUCUUCAAACCAUUGAAAGCAUUGGUUUGAGUUCCACUUCCAACUACAUUGCAUCUCUGGCUUGGAUAAAAGCAGGACCUUGCCUUGCAAUUGGCACAAGUGAUGGAGAAGUGCAACUGUGGGGUAUUGAAACCAAAAAGAGGUUGAGAAAUAUGUUUGUGCACCUGUCUGUAGUUGGAGCUCUUAGCUGGAAUCAUUAUAUUCUGAGCAGUGGUUCUCGGCUAGGAUCUAUUCAUCACCAUCAUGUGCAUGUUGCUCAUCACCAUGUUGGGACUCUGCCAAAACAAAGUGUUUGCAGCCUGAAAUGGUCACUAACCAACCAGCUGCUGGCAAGUGGGUCUACUGAUGGUUUACUGAAUAUCUGGCCUAGUGACCCUGGUGUGAAAUUGCAGUCACAGCCCCUGAAAACCAUACCUCAUUCUUCAUCUGUGAAGGCUAUGAACUGGUGUCCUUGGAAGUCUGAAGUCCUUGCUACAGGGGGUGGAAUGAAAGAUGGGAUUUUUCAUGUCUGGGACAUAAAUAGUGAGUGCAGCCACAGAUUCUCAGGUGAAAUGAUGAAAUGUCUGCAUACUUAG